AUGCUUAAAUACACGAACUGCGGUCCUGUCGAUUGUGAUGUCGACUUUGAGACGAGUUCCCUUGAAGGGAAGACUGCUAUUGUUACUGGAGGUGCAAGUGGCAUAGGAGAAUCUUAUACCCGUGCGUUGGUUAAAGCAGGGUGCUAUGUCCUUAUUGCGGAUAUUGAUGCACAGCAAGGAUCGAUAUUGUCUUCUGAACUUCUAGGGCUUACUAAAUUUGUGCGAUGCGAUGUUACAUCAUGGGAGGAUCAACUUGCAGCCUUUAAAGAAGCCGUAUCAUUUUCCCCCAGCGGGAGGGUCGACAUUGUUAUUCCGAACGCUGGAAUCGACAUGGUAGACCCGAUGUAUGUCAACAAUGUUGAAUUGGAGGAGCCAGAAAAGCCUGAGUUCAAGAUUUUGGAUGUUAACAUGCGUGGCGCGUUUUACACGAUCAAAAUCACGCUCCACUAUUUUCGCCGACAGAACGCGCUGCAUAGGGGUUCACCGCUAGACCAAUUGCUCAUUCUAGUAGGCAGCAUGACCGCGUACCUGGAAUUAGAGGGAUCUAUUCAAUAUACCGCAUCAAAGGCUGGUUUGCGCGGUAUUCUGAGAAGCCUCAGAGCUUCGGAAUGGAAGCAUAACAUAAGAGUCAAUUACCUUGCUCCAUGGUUCCUCAAAACCAAGAUUUUGAGCGAUGCGGCAUACGAGGAAUUGCAAAAACAUGACGUGGAAUUUGCAUCUUUCGAAGAUGCUGGGAGUCUGGUGUUGAGGAUUGCAUCAGACCCAACAGUUCAUGGUCGCGCAUUCGCAAUUCUUCCUCGAAGUAAAGCCCCUCGAGGAUAUGCGGACCUGGAUGUCGAUGAUUACCCUAAUGGAGCGCUUCUUCAGCAGCUGCAAGACGAGGCCGAUGGUGCAUUAGGCCGUUCUAGAGACCCCACAUCAUAA
Molecule: messenger RNA, 924 nt
Organism: Ilyonectria robusta
Lineage: Eukaryota; Fungi; Ascomycota; Sordariomycetes; Hypocreales; Nectriaceae
Product: glucose 1-dehydrogenase
Exons: 7
Coding region: 1-924 (307 amino acids)
Molecular function (GO): oxidoreductase activity
Source: RefSeq, a predicted model, not a curated record